AUGGCUACGGUGCUGGUGCAGCAGCAAACGCUGCGACAUGCGACACCUCCUCCAACAAACAUUGCCUCGUCCCUCAGUAUCAACAGGAACACAUCGCCCGUGCCAAACAAGCAUUUACCUGUGUGUCCGCCUGGAACAUCUUCAGCAGCAUCACAGAAUACCGCUCAGAGUGCCAAGGAAGAUGGCAAGGGCCAGCUCGUAUCACUUCUCUAUCCACCCGAUGCGUUUGCGCGAGUAUCGAAUUCACCCCCAAUAUACUCCAUCAACAUUGUAACCUUAGCCGCGGCCCUUGAAUACUGGGCUUCCCAACCAUUGCCAGACCCCAAUCAGGUCUUUCCCUGGCUACAUGGUCUUCACCCUGAAAAUCAUUUGCAAUUGGGCUUUUUCACAAACCGAAGACGAUCUCUUCGUAGGACACCCCAAUGUUGGAGAGGAAUCACAAUUGUCAAAGUUGGCGGUGAUAUGUCCACGUCCCGAAUCAAAGGUGCCGUGGCCCCAGAUGAGAUCCUAGCCCCGUCCGGCUGGGACUUUCUAUCCAUCGAUCCCCGAGAAGGGUUCUCUGUGCGCAACUUUCAGAUCCAGACAGCAAAACUGGCCACUUUGUCCGACAUCGUCGUCUACGGACAGGAUGGUGUCAGCCGGAAACAGCUUUUAGAAGUCGCGGAGAGGAUCGCAACUGCGCAGUAUCGUUGGCGAAACAAGAAUGAUCCGGACCGACUGCUUCCUGGCUUCCAUACGUUUAUACUUUCGAAUGAAUUUUUCGAGAUCGAACGCCGUUGUCCCCGCCUGGUAGCCAUCAACUCUCAAGGACAGCUUACUGGUCAAGUUGUUGAUUUCUUUCAAUGGGAGCGACUCGAAAUGUGCGAGAUGGCGAAAGCUUCUGAAAUCUCCAAGAGCGUCUGGCAAGGGCCAACCCCUGAUUAUAUAUUGAGGACCACACCGGGCGACUCAACCGGAGUUGAAGACUUCGAUAUUCUGAUUGAGACCAACGACCUUGCUGCCGUCCCUGGCCCUCGAUAUCUGGCCAAACUCAAUAAGCAACUGGAUGCUGGGCCUUUGCGACUGGAAUUUCCGUCCUCCGGAUCUCUUGUUGUUCCUUCUGCUGAAACCAGAGAGAUAGACGAUUUUGUCAACACUAUUCGAUGGAUAUACUACGUCGCCAAUCCAGAAGAGCCAGAAUCUCCCACGGACAAGGAUGGAGACGUUGCCAUGAUUCCUCUCCGACGGAAAAGCCGCAAGAUCCUUAUACAUUGUCCAGACGGUUAUACUGAGACCUCUCUGUUGGUGAUUGCUUAUCUGAUGUUCGCAGAGGGGUUACCAGCUCACGAAGCAUGGUUGAGAUUGCACUGUGAUAAGAAACGCAAUUUCUUUGCCUAUCCCUCCGACGUCACCUUCCUGGGCACCCUUCAAACAAAGCUUUUCCAGGACAGCCCUGCGACACAUACGAACAACAUCUCCAGCCUUCCAGAUCCGCCUUGGUUUCGAUAUUGCGACGGAUCCCUUCCAAGUCGCAUUCUCCCGUACAUGUAUCUUGGUAAUCUGGGUCAUGCAAAUAACCCAGAGAUGCUCUGGGCACUUGGUAUCAGACGUAUUCUAAGCAUUGGCGAAUCGGUCUCGUGGCGUGAUUCUGAUGUUGCUCAGAUGGGAGCAGAGAAUCUAAUGCACAUCACUCAAGUUCAAGACAAUGGCAUCGACCCAUUGACUCAGGAAUUUGACCGGUGUUUGGAGUUUAUCCGAAAAGGGAAGCAGGAUGGAGCCGCUACUUUGGUCCACUGCCGUGUUGGAGUUUCUCGGUCAGCGACCAUUUGCAUUGCUGAAGUUAUGGCAUCUCUUAACCUGUCGUUUCCAAGAGCAUAUUGCUACGUUCGGGCGAGAAGACUCAAUGUUAUUAUACAACCGCAUCUGCGUUUUGUGUAUGAGCUUCUCAAGUGGGAGGAGCAGCAACUGCAAAGGCGCAACAAGCCCAUCAAGAGAGAGCUGGAAUGGACCUCGGUGGCUCGAGAAAUCGCACUCAUGAACAAACCGUAUCUGAGAUAA
Molecule: messenger RNA, 2037 nt
Organism: Aspergillus clavatus NRRL 1
Lineage: Eukaryota; Fungi; Ascomycota; Eurotiomycetes; Eurotiales; Aspergillaceae
Gene: pps1
Product: tyrosine/serine/threonine protein phosphatase PPS1
Exons: 6
Coding region: 1-2037 (678 amino acids)
Biological process (GO): protein dephosphorylation; nuclear DNA replication
Molecular function (GO): protein tyrosine/serine/threonine phosphatase activity
Source: RefSeq, a predicted model, not a curated record